Molecule: messenger RNA, 1239 nt
Organism: Exophiala aquamarina CBS 119918
Lineage: Eukaryota; Fungi; Ascomycota; Eurotiomycetes; Chaetothyriales; Herpotrichiellaceae
Product: acyl-CoA dehydrogenase
Exons: 1
Coding region: 1-1239 (412 amino acids)
Molecular function (GO): flavin adenine dinucleotide binding; acyl-CoA dehydrogenase activity
Source: RefSeq, a predicted model, not a curated record
AUGACAAGACAGUUCUCCGCCUCCAGACAGCAAAAGUUGAUGGAUAUAAGCGGAUUCACCGAAGAGCAAUUGACUGUUCGCGACUCUAUUCAAAAGAUCUGUGCGCAAUUUCCGAAUGAAUACUGGCAGCAACAUGAUCAAAGUGAGACUGAUCCAAAGGAGCUGCAUGCCGCCUUGGCUGCCGACGGCUGGCUAGGUAUUGCGCUUCCCGAGGAGUUUGGUGGUGCAGGGCUGGGCAUUUCUGAAGCCACAAUGAUGCUGCAAACGAUAUCUCAAUCUGGAGCGGGAAUGGCAGGCGCACAAUCGAUUCAUGCCAACGUCUAUGCCACUCAACCACUAGCCAAAUUUGGCAACAAGGAGCAGUUAGAAUCAACAAUUCCCAACAUCAUCAGCGGAAAGACUAGAGUAUGUUUUGGUGUGACAGAGCCCAAUACCGGUCUCGAUACACUGCGGUUAAAAACGAGUGCAGCUCGGAAAGGAGACAAGUAUGUUAUUAGCGGUCAGAAAAUCUGGAUCACUUGUGCACAAGUAGCUUCGAAGAUGAUACUCCUCGCUCGGACCACGCCUCUGGAAGAGGUCCAAAAGCCUAGUGAAGGGCUUUCAAUGUUUUGUAUAGACAUUGAUAAGUCCAAUCCAGCACUGGAGCUUAAGAAGAUCAAGAAAAUGGGGGGUCGGGCCGUCGAUGCUAACGAAGUGUUCUUUGACCACUACGAAGUGCCUGAAAAUACCCUCAUUGGAACGGAAGGCCAGGGGUUCAAGAUCAUUUUGCACGGAAUGAACGCCGAAAGGUGUCUGCUAGCAGGAGAAGCGCUUGGACUGGGGUAUGCCGCGAUUGAAAAGGCGGCCAAGUACGCGAAGGAGAGGGUAGUCUUCGGGCGACCCAUCGGCAAGAACCAAGCAAUCGCUCAUCCUCUUGCGGAUGCAUAUAUGAACUUGGAGGCGGCCAAGCUGUCUGCUUACAAUGCAGCACGCCUAUAUGACAGGAGCACGAAGGAUAAGAGCAUCAGCCAGCAUGCUGUGGGAGUGGCUUGCAAUAGUGCCAAAUAUCUAGCGGCUGAGGCAGCGUUUCGAGCUUGCGAAAGAGCGGUGAUGACCCAUGGUGGGAUGGGAUAUGCGGCAGAAUACGAUGUUGAAAGAUACCUAAGAGAGUGUCUUGUUCCUCGGAUCGCACCAGUGAGUCGGGAGAUGAUACUCAACUUUGUGAGCGAGAAGGUAUUGGACUUGCCACGAAGUUAUUGA